Racocetra fulgida is the source of this 375-nucleotide messenger RNA. The record is from the annotation of a GenBank genome assembly. Lineage: Eukaryota; Fungi; Glomeromycota; Glomeromycetes; Diversisporales; Gigasporaceae.
GCCAAUAAAAAUAUAUUCAAUGCCAAAACCAAUUUAUAUGGGUCAGAAGUCGCAGUGCAAAUGAUUAAUAACAAGUUGACUGAUUUUCAAUAUAAAACGUCUUUGUUGAAAAGAAAUAAUGAGGAAGCAAAUACUGUGAACAGCAUAGUCAAAAAGAUUCCAGAACUUUUAACAAAAGACAGCCUAGAUACUAAAGAUUUUGAUUUAAAAAAAGAUGAUAAAGAGAAUCGUAGCAAUGGUCAUAAAAUAGAUAUUGUUUGGACUACUAAGCCCUUAAAAAUUGAAUUUGCCAUUGCAGAGAUAAGUGGACCUCCAAAUGAACAUCAACAUUCCCAUUACUUUAAUGACAAAAUCAAGAUAGCUAAAAUGUUAAAG